AUGGAAGAUAUCACCACUUCUGAUGUAACUGAAACAUCAGGUGAUGAUGAUACAUUGGAUCCUGAUUCGGACUUAGAAAAAAAUUCAAUACCAUCAACCCCCCCUUCUGAAGAUGAUUUGAAGGCUCUCCUCGAGACACUUUUUCUGGAAGGCUUCAAAGGUCCCAAAGUACUCGAGAUAUUAGAAAUUCAACAUGGUAUUAAAUGGUCAACCCGAACCCUCACUUGCCAUCGCGAAAAAUGGGGCCUUCGACAAUGCAAUCUUCCUCAACUCAUAACUCCAUUGAAUAUAAAUCCUGCAGUCCGAGCAUCAAUCAUAUCCUCACACUCGAAAGGACUGAAUACUCGUGAAAUUCAAGCUCGCCUGGCCAAAGAGACUGAUGUCCACGUCGAGAUCCGUACAGUCAAACGUUACUUGCAGAAGCUCAACCUAAAACUCCUUGUAAACGAUGUGGAAAGCGGGAAAGUCAGCCUUGAUCAAGUUUAUGAAGCUGUCGACCAUGCUCAAAGAUUCUUGUUACACAACAACGCUGGCUACCGAAGGAUGCGGACUAUCCUGGCUAGACAAUAUUCUAUCAACAUUCCGAGACAACUUGUUUACGAUGUACUCCGAGAUGUUGAUCCUGAGGGGAUGGCUGCCCGGCUUCGUCAAACCUGUAAACGUCGGGUCUUUCAAACAUAUGGUCCCAAUCACAUCUGGUCAUGUGAUGGUCAUGAUAAGCUGAAAAGGUUUGGAAUUACGGUAUACGGUUUCAUCGACGCCUGGUCCAGGAAGGUCUUAGGAAUGUUUGUUCACAUCACAAAUAACGAUCCCCGUCAUAUUGGGGUCUACUUCCUUCACCUUGCAUCACGGUUAGGAGGAAUUCCUUUGAAAGUUACGACUGACUUUGGAUCCGAGACUGUCGAAAUGGCCACCUGGCAAAUGUACUUGUCAUAUCAUCAUGGAAUUAAAGAUGGCAGACAGCUCACUGUUGAAGAGGCUUCCAAUCGAAUGCACUUCACCAAGUCUACAAGAAAUCAAAGAAUCGAGUCGCUUUGGUCUCAAAUGAUGAAACAACACAACCGAUCAAUCAUCGAUAAUAUACUUACCCAAAUUGAGAAUGGUUUGUAUGAUCCAGACGAUCAAGUACAAAUCGUAAAUAUCUGGGUUGAUCUUCAGAAUCAUUCUCGAAAGCGACGGGACCACUCAAUUUCAACACCAACCGCUUGCACUCCUGACUUCUCAUACAGCACCCCAGAAGCUUUCGGUUCGACUGAUCAAUUGGUUCCAAUUCCCUCCGAACACAUCCAAUCCCCCCUGCAUCAUGAGUAUCCUAAUAUUGACAGAAUGUUCACCCAUACUCCUGGAUGGUUUCAUGAAGUAGCGACCGGUAUCAUGGCUGCAUUUCAAAUCAAUUUUGAAGACAUCACCAUUGGUAAUGUCUGGUUUUUUUUUUCUCGGAUGCUUCCAAGUAUACAACACCACUUCAGUCAACAUGGGCUCCCUACCUUUUCACUGGAAACCUUUGAAGAAGAUCAAGAUACACCAGAUGGCUCCGAACAAGAAGAAGAUACUGCAACUCCAUGA
Messenger RNA from Puccinia graminis f. sp. tritici CRL 75-36-700-3, 1566 nucleotides. RefSeq lists its product as uncharacterized. The coding region runs from base 1 to 1566 and encodes 521 amino acids. The transcript is spliced from 3 exons. The record is from RefSeq and is a predicted model, not a curated record. Gene Ontology annotation, molecular function: nucleic acid binding. Lineage: Eukaryota; Fungi; Basidiomycota; Pucciniomycetes; Pucciniales; Pucciniaceae.